Clonostachys byssicola is the source of this 1653-nucleotide messenger RNA. The record is from the annotation of a GenBank genome assembly. NCBI's taxonomy places the organism in Eukaryota, Fungi, Ascomycota, Sordariomycetes, Hypocreales, Bionectriaceae.
AUGCUUGAAGAUGAUAUGCAUCUAGACGUAUCAACAAGCCCUGUCACUAACGAAUGGGACACUCCUUACAAUUGGGGGUUGGCGCCGCCGUCUGAGCCAUUGAGGGAGAAGCUCAAAGCUCACGCUGUUCCUCCUUCUCUGGAUCACCACCGCCUUUUUGAGGAUAUCCCUCUCUCUAAUGAGUCAUUUGCGAUCCCUUCACCAGGUGACUCUCAGGUGUCAGCGUUUCCCUGGCUUCACAACGAGUCAGACAUCUCCCCAUCUCCUCAGAUGGAGAUUUUGCUACAACAGGGAUUCAACGACGAAGACUUUUGCACAGCCUCGCCGUCAAGCCCAUCGGGACAUGGCCAAGAUUCCAACGAUGGCCCCGAGGAAAUAUGCCUUCCCGAGCUUUUCUCUGCAGGGUUGAGCCUCUUCCCGUUGGACACAGAGCCAUCUGCGAUCCAUCACUUCAAAACAUACAUGACCAGUACCCUCAGUGUCAAGAACGCCCAGUGGAAUAUCUUCUCGCACUUCCUCGCCUCCAGCAAGGCAAAUACGUACUCACCAGUACGGAGCGGCAUCAUCGCCUGGGCAGCAGCCCAUCGCGGGCUGGAGGGACAGAAGGCCUCAAACGAGUACCUAGUCCAUUAUGCACAGGCAUCUUCCGAGAUGGACGCCCUCACUACAUCCCUGGUGGUCAAGAACGACUGGCGGCAGGAACAGGUUGAUACCGUCCUGGCAACGGCAUAUUUCCUCACCCACUGCGAUCUCGUAACCGGAAACAUGUCAGGCCUCGUAUCAAGACUCGACAGCAUACGGGAGUUGAUUAGAGAAAGACGGGAUCUCAUGAGCAGCGGUUUGACCGGCAUCAGCGCGCGGCUGCUUCUCUGGCUGGCCUACUUGGACCUCCGACGGUCGGUAUUUCUUCCCCAAGGUGACCAUGCUGCCGACACCAUCAUUGGAAUCAUCGGGAAUCAGGGGUCCUUGCAUCGGCUCUACCUUAGAAGCCGACUGUAUCUCAAGGAGGCUUUCGGCGAGAGGUAUCCCAGCCUAGAACUGCGGGACGACAUGAUUCAGGACCCCGUAAAUAUGAAGUUUGCCGAGGGCAUGUCUGUUUUCGGAAGAAUACUCCAACAUGCUCGGGAUGGGCAUGAAAAUGUCCCCGAGACCAGGGAUGCGUUGGAGAAACUUCACUCCGAAAUGGUCGAGCUGGAAAGAGAAUGCGAUCUUGCUCUUCAAGGCUUCGACUCGGGCGGCUCUAUAUCUAUCACGCGAACAUCAUACCACUGGCUCAAUCUGAAAGCCACCACCCAAUGCGGGCUUAUCCUCCUUAGCCGGAUGCGCAACCCAAGUUGUCGAACCGAUGAUGAGGCACAGUCCGCAGCCUACAAGAUCCUGAAGAUCACCAUCCAGCUGCGCAAGGCGAACAAGCUGCACAACCCACACUCGGUAUUCUCGGUGCUGCCGAUAUUUCUCGCGGGCAUCGAGACUGUCGACGAGGUUCACCAGGACUGGAUCAUGAGGUUCCUGGAGGAUGCGCGUGGUUGGGGGUUGCAUGUGCAGAGAGCCGCUCAGGUGCUGCAGCGUGCUGUGGAGAAGCAGAAGCAGACGGGAUGCAGGCUGGGAUUCAAAGAUAUUGCCGAUCUGGCUAGUGAGCAGCUCGUAUUGUAA